CGUCCAAAACCAAAAGCAUCAACAAAAUAAAUGGAAAGGCAAAAAAUCAAAUAAAAAAAUAAAAAAAUAAAAAAAAAACCGAAAGAGCCAGAAACGCAGUUCUUUCUCUGCUGUGCACAUCGAGGAAAAACCAAACGAGCAAAGUGGGAAUUUGGUUCCCGUUCCCAACUCAAUCCGAGUCGGCACUGAUCGGUUGGUCAAUCCCCGAUCUCGUACCCGAUCGUGAAUUUUAAGGGACAGUUAAGUGUGAUUGAUUCGGUAUUUAUUGACAAUCGCUGAAUUUUGAUGAGGGUUUCUGAUUCUGCGGGGUUAGGGUCCUGUUCGGGAGCUUUGAUUUGUGUGUUUUGGUUGGUUUUUCGUGGGAUUCGGUGAUGUUGGACUUCAGGGAAGGAGGGUGUGUGAGGGGGUUAGGGUUUUGGGGUUAGAACUAGGGUUCGGGUUAGGGUUAGUGUGUGGGCGGGAUGGUGGAUAUGGAAGGGAAUCCCGAGCUCGAGGGCGGCGAGACUCGCUAUUUCAAGGGUGAUGAGAACAAGAACAUUGAUCCUGACAUUGCUCUUUCUUACAUUGAUGAGAAGAUUCAGAAUGUGCUCGGCCAUUUUCAAAAAGAUUUUGAAGGCGGGGUUUCUGCUGAGCACUUGGGGGCAAAAUUUGGUGGCUAUGGCUCGUUUUUACCAGCUUAUGAACGUUCCCCUUCUAUUUGGUCUCGACCGAAAUCUCCACAAAGAAACUACAAUGUUUCCAGAUCUAAUAAUUUACCCAUCGAGGGUGCCUCUCAGAAUUUGAAAGCUCCCCCAAACACAGCCCCACCUUUGAGGCUUGGUAUUACUUCCUGUAGUGCCCAUCAAUUGCAUAAAUCACGCAUUCUUUCCACGGAUGUUUCCCUCAAACAAAGUCAAGUUAGUGAUAUGAGUCCCUUGAAAGAUGAAACUUCCAACAGACCGGGCAAUCCAACUGACCAAAGGCCAUUUAAAGUUCGAAUAAAAAUGGGUUCAGAUAACUCUGGACGUGGGAAUGCAGCAAUUUAUAGUGGGCUUGGACUUGAUUACUCCCCAUCUUCAUCACCAGGGAACAGCCUGGAAGAGAGUGAAGGCGCGUCACCCAUAUCUCAAGGCACCGUUGAUGACUCUCCAGCUAGCAUCAUUCAGGAAAUGACAUCCUUCACCAUCCCUGGUGGGGUACUGAUAUCGCCUCUUCAUGACAGUCUGCUUUGCUUGAUGAGAAAGGAAAAAGUAUUUAGUAUCGGUAAACCCAAACCACCCCUUAAAGGACAUCAAGAACACUCUGCCAUGUUAGUAGAUGAGUCACAUUCAAUCAUGGGCAAUGGGAAAGUGUUUAAGGAAAAGAGAACAAAAUCAAUGAAACGAGACAGGCUGGUAAAAUUGAAGUAUGGGAGUACAGGUUUGGAUGACACAGCAUUAGAAAUGAAGAAAGUAUCAGUAAAUGAAACCAUAGAAGCUAAGGAGCUUUUGUUCGGUGACUCGAAAUGCACUCACGUUUCCAAGUCAGUGAAAGAGGCUGGUGGAGCAUCUGAACUUCUUAGGGAGAGUAACAAGGAUGGUGGGAAAAGUAAAUUACUUGCCUCCGAAUUAGUGAAAGAGGAGUCUUCAGAGUCAAUAUCUGGCCAGGAGCAUGGCAAGAGUCAAAAGCGAAAUCCUAGGAGUAGUUUAGUGGAAAAUGUUUAUGGAAACAGAGUGGUAAAUUACCACAGGGAUGUUUUAAUCGACUGUAAGGAUGUCAGCAGUGGUCAGAAAAUUUCUUCCUCCUCAAAAAGCUGUUCUGAUGAGUCUGAAGGUAAGGAAGAGCCAAAUCCUCAAAAAGAUAAGAUUGGUUGGAAAGCUACACUUCGCGAAGAUGAUGAAGUUAAUCUUCCUUUUAAGACAGAAGAGCUGUCAUUUGAGGGCAAAAAGAAGUCAAAGGGGAUACAGAGUAACGGCAAGCCAGUUACCUUUUCAGUAAACGAAACCUUGAGGCCUGGUGAAAGUGCAGAACCAAGUAAUAAAAAGAGUACUGGUUAUGGUGGUAUUGCCUGUAACAGUAAAGUUCAAAGGCAAACGUCACAGAAGGAUUAUAAGGGCAAAGAUAGUCGUAACGAUUCAUUGUCGUUAACAAAUUUAAAGGAGAAGGAUAAUCGAAUGGAUCCAGUGGAGAGGCCUGGUGGUGACAGACAAAAAGAUGUUAACCUUGGUGCUUUUGAAUUGCAACGGAAUGUGUUCUUGGAUAAAGGAAAGGGAAGAUCAAGUGGUAAGAAAAUUGAUAAGCAAUCAAUAAUAUAUGGGCCAUCUAUAAAAGAUGCUUCAACUGCAUGUCCUAUUACAGAAAAUGGACUCACUUCUGAGAUGGUACCACCAAUGGCAGUGCCAGUAGUUAUAGAAGAAGAUUGGGUACAGUGUGACAGAUGUCAGAAGUGGCGGCUUUUACCCUUUGGUACAAAGCCAGACCAACUACCUGAUAAAUGGUUGUGUAGCAUGCUAAAUUGGCUGCAUGGUAUGAACCACUGUGACAUUAGUGAGGAAGAGACAACGAAAGCCCUCAAUGCAUUGUAUCAAUUACCAGUUCCUGAGAGUCAGACCAAAUUACAAAAUCAUGCCACCGGAACUACAUUGGGAGUGUCCUUGGGUGAUAAGCAACAUCUUGAUGAGAAUAACCAGAAUUUGAGUUCCCAUGGCAUCUCUAACCGAGGAAAGAAAAAACCUGGUUUUAAGGAAAAAGCAAAUGCAGGAACCAUUGGUGGCCCCUUUCAAGUCUCUAACUCCACAAAGAAUAAGCUACAAGAAUCAGAGAAAAGCAGGAGCUUAAAUGACACAAACCAGCAUCUUGCAGAAGCAAAUCCAAUGAAAAAAUCUAGUUCUCAACAUUUGAAUGUGUUGCGCAACUUGAUUGCAGAAAAAGACAUGCCUAGUCAGAGAGAAAAACCAAUUAAUGAAGGAGGUGAUGUGAGACAAAUAAAAAUGAAAAGCAAGAGGGAGGCUGAUGAAUAUGGAUGUGGAACUUCUAAGAAGUCCAAAACUGAGGAUAUGCAUGCUGAUAAACACAAGACUCUCAAAAUGGGCAGUGGGAGGGUGCGUAUCAGUUCAAGUUCUUCCAUGCAAACCAUGGGAAGUGGAAAGGUUAUCCAGAAAUAUGAUGGAUUUUUACCUGAGGGCACAAAGUGUGAUGUCAAUGACAAGGUAGUAGUUUCUGCUAAGAAACUGGGAGACAAAGCGCGGGUAUCAUCUGACGGCGGAUCCCUGGAAAUGAGAAUGUCUAGCAAAAAGGAUGUGUCUUUGAAGAAAAGGAAAUUGAAGGACCAGGAGAUCAGCAAGAAUAAGAUAGAGACAUUUCCUAAUUCUGCACCUGAUCGCAGGGUAUAUGAGAAAGAGGAAAGAAGUGAAAGAGGAUCCAGGAAGGAAAAGAAGUUCAGGUUUUCAAAAACUGAGGUGGAGUCGAGAUCUAAUGAUGCUGCUGAUAAGUCGAACAAAAAAGGUAGGAUGUCAGGAAUCUUCUUGUCAGACAUUAGAGAUCAUCCGGUCAAUGGUAUGGAAGAAGCCAGGAGAAAUGAUAAGGACCAGCAACUCCGAAAACAUAAAAAGAAGAUUGUUUCUGAACGGACAGCGGAUGUUGUUUCAUUGGGGGAUUUGGGAUUCGGACAGGUUUCAAUGGCAGCCAAUUCAAGCUCUUCAAAGGUUUCAGGAUCCAGUAAAACUAGAGCCUACAUUGAAGAAGUGAGAGGUUCUCCAGUGGAGUCAGUUUCUUCUUCUCCUUUGAGGACCUUUAAUUUAGACAAGCUUAAAUCGGCAGGAGGGGACAUUGCAGGGAAAGACGACGCUAUGAAUAGUGUUCUCCCUGUGAUGGGUGAUUUCAGAAGAUGCUCGGAUGGGGAAAGUAAUGCUGAGAUCAAUGCUAAUCACCAAUUAAGUGGUAAAUCAAAUCCUUCCCCUGACACUAGGAACAGCCAUUUGCCUAAUGGUGAUGUUGAUAUGGUAGAGCAAAAUGUUCGGUUCUGCAGUGAUCUGCGUGCUCCAGAACAUAGCUGUGAUGAGGAUAGAGGGAAGAAGCAUUGCCACGACAAGGCAGUUCUGCAGAAAGCUGAGAAGGGUACUGGUUUGCGAUCUAGGGGCAAGAGCAGAAGUUCCAUAGCUGAUUUUGAUGGAGAUAAGAUAAAGAUAUCUGAUCCAGUUAAUGAGUAUACAAAGAAGAGCCAGAGGAUUGAUUCUAAUCACCAAGUUCCUGUUCAUGAAACAACAGCUGAUGUUAAACACAGUUUUCCUAAAAAAACUAGCAUUAAGUUUUGCAAGGAUGAGAAGAAUCAUGCUCGCAAGAGGGAUCCUGUAGGACAAUGGUCAAGUGAGAGUCGAAUGGACACCAAAUUAAAAGAAAAAGAGCCUGACGGUUUAGAUAUGAAACCAGAUGCUCAAUGUAGGAGUAAUGGGAAGCUUGCCCCCCAGCAUGGCUUGAUUCAGGACUUUGAGGGUGAAAAUAAAGCUGAUUUGACACAAAUGGAGCAAAGAGUUGGGAAAUCAAAGUUUUCACUUUCUUUCGGUGAAGGUAAACUAGAAAAAGUAUCCCUAGGUUGUGCACCUGUACCAGGAUCCCAGAAGUUGAAUGGUGCUAUUCACGCACCUGGUGACAUGUCAAAAACAUCAAAAGAUUCCGGGAAGGUUGAUAAUGCCAAUCAAGUUAAUCUUAGUUUGGGAAAUCUUCAGCCUGAUAGGCAAGGGGUCAGAGAUCUCAAAGCCUCAAGUCCCGGGAGACUAAUUUCCUCCAGCCAGACUGCUACAAACACCCUGAAGGAAGCCAAAGAUCUCCGAGACACUGCAGAUCGUCUAAAGAGCUCUUGCUUUGGUUUUGAAAGCAAUGAAGCUUACUUCCAAGCUGGCUUAAAGUUUCUUCACGGAGCUUUACUUCUGGAAACUUGCAAUGGUGAGGGUGGCAGAAAUGAGGAGAUGAAUCCAAUUCAAGCGUAUGGCACUGCGGCUAAACUAUCUGAGCUCUGUGCACUUCAAUAUGAAGCACGCCAAGAGAUGGCUGCUGCUGCUUUGGCCUACAAAUGCUCAGAGGUGGCAUACAUGAAGGUGGUCUAUUGUAAACACUCUAGUUUGAACAGAGACCGGCAUGAAUUGCAAGCAACUUUACAUGUGGUUCCUCAAGGUGAAUCUCCAUCAUCCUCUGCUUCAGAUGUUGAUAACUUAAACAAUCUGGCAACUGUGGAUAAGGGUAAUCUAUCUAAGGGUACUGGUUCUUAUGUUGCUGGAAACCAAAUAAUUGUUGCUCGAAACCGCCCACAGUUUGUUCGACUGCUUGACUUUUUUCCAGUUGUUUCCUUCGGGGUUACUCAUAAAAAGAAAACCAAAAAGUUGGUGGCCACUUAGAAGAAGACGAAGAAGAAGAAGAAGAAGAAGAAGAAGAUAUGGUUAGUGGCCCAAAUGUGGAUUAAUUUCUGUGGCUAAGGUUCGCAAAGUUUCAAUAUUUUAUUGCAAGGUUUGUUUAAUUGUUUUACUAAUGACUACUCAUUUGGAUUGUUCAUUUUACAUCUACUUGUCUGCUUUGUACCUGAAUCUCUGGGUAGUAUUGGAUUCUCUUUUCAACAAUUGAGUUAAUUGAUCUUGGAUGAGGAAGCAAAUUUUGCAGUUCUUGCUAGCAGUUCUGCUGCAUAGACAUGUAAGGGCUCGAGCUAUUGUCUUUCUUUCUUUUUUUUAUUUUUUAUUUUUUGCACAAUAAAUGUGGCAUUUCUCAUAGGGAUUGAAAAAAAAGUAGGCUUAUAUAAGAAGAUUGGAGGUAUUUUUUACCUCAUAGUUUUGUCCUUUUGAGUUGGGAUAUAGUUUGUGAUUUGUGUUCAAUUAUUUCUUCAGGUAUAAUUGAUCUUUGCACAAAGUUGACUAUUUUUCCCCGCUUAAUUAAGUUUUGAUUGAACCGGAUAUUAUGUAGGCGCAACAUUUUAUGUCCUGUGGUGCAUAAGUUUAUAAGCUGUUUUUUGAAGAAAGUUUAUUUGUAGUCGUAAUGGUUGGGGGAAGUUCUUCAGAAAUUUCAGAUUUGAGGUGGGUAGGGGCAACCAGAUCAUUUUUUGGCAUGACUUAUGGUGUGGGGAUGAGGCCUUGAAGAAUGCUUUCCCCUCUCUCUUUAGAAUUGCUUUGGAUAAAGGUGCUUCCAUAGCUGAUUACAUGGACAACACUGCUGGCUUUAUGAGAGACGUCCAAGAUUGGGAGGUGGGGGACAUUACUGAUUUUUACGGCUAGCUCAAUGCUUUAAAUAUAAAAUCUGGAGGGAGAUAGAUUACUUUGGAAUCAGUUUGGUAAUAAGAAAUUCUCAGUUAGAUCUUUGUACAAGGUCUUGGCGUCACAUUCUCAUACUGAUUUUUUUCCUUGGAAAAAUAUUUGGGGAUGCAAAGUGCCUCUCAAGGUGGCUUUCUUUGGGUGGUUGGCUUCUCACUGAAAAAUUCUUACUAUUGAUAAGCUGAAAAAGCGCGAUAUCGUUGCAAUGGAUUGAUGCUUUAUAUGCAAAAGGUGUGGAGAAUCUGCGGAUCACCUUUUUCUCCAUUGUGAUGUAUCGAAGGCUUUGUGGGACGAGGUCUUUGCUAAGCUUGGAAUUGCUUGGGUGAUGCCCAAGA
Carya illinoinensis is the source of this 6583-nucleotide messenger RNA. RefSeq names its product cysteine-tryptophan domain-containing zinc finger protein 5-like. The record is from RefSeq and is a predicted model, not a curated record. NCBI's taxonomy places the organism in Eukaryota, Viridiplantae, Streptophyta, Magnoliopsida, Fagales, Juglandaceae. Gene Ontology annotation, molecular function: zinc ion binding. The transcript has 11 exons. Bases 462 to 5348 code for a protein of 1628 amino acids.